AUGACGUCCAUUGGCACCGGCUACGAUCUCUCCAACUCCGUCUUCUCCCCCGAUGGCCGCAAUUUCCAAGUCGAGUACGCAGUGAAAGCCGUGGAGAAUGGUGGGACAGCAAUCGGUAUCAGGUGUAAGGAUGGCGUGGUGUUAGGUCUAGAGAAGCUCGUAUCAAGCAAACUACUCAAAAAGGACGCCAACAAGCGAAUAUCGACAGUAGACCGGAAUAUGGGCGUGGUCUACUCCGGCCUCCAACCCGACGGCAAACACUUCGUCUCGCGCGCCCGCGACGAAGCCUCCAGCUGGCGCAGCACCUACAAAGCCCCGAUCCCCGUCUCCUCGCUCGCCAACCGCAUGGGCUCCUACGUCCAGGCCUACACCCUCUACAACUCUGUCCGCCCCUUCGGCAUCACCGCCAUAAUCGGCGGCUACGACGCCGAGACCGAGCUCUCCGUCGACGGCGCAGUAGGCAGCGGACCUAAAAGCGGCAGUGGGGGCAAGACCAAGGGCGCGAAAGAGGGAGGGCCAUAUCUGUAUAUGAUUGAACCGUCGGGUACAUACUGGGGUUACUAUGGUGCUGCGUCUGGGAAAGGCAGGCAGGCGGCGAAGUCGGAGCUGGAGAAGCUGAAGCUUGAUCCGAAGGAUGGGGAGUGCAUUAGUCUGGAGGAAGGGGUGAAGGAGGCGGCGCGGAUUAUUUACGUGGCGCAUGAGGAUAACAAGGACAAGGAUUUUGAGCUGGAAUUGACGUGGGUGAGUUCUGUGGCGGGUCCAACAAAGGGCAGGCAUGAGGAGGUGCCGAAGGCGUUGAGGGAGGAGGCGGAGAAGUUGGCGAAGAAGUCGAUGGAGGGCGAUGAGGACGAUGAGGAGGAGGAGAAGAUGGAGGAGUAG
Messenger RNA from Recurvomyces mirabilis, 879 nucleotides. It is a transcript of the gene PRE10, whose product is annotated as putative proteasome subunit alpha type-7. Gene Ontology annotation, biological process: proteasomal protein catabolic process; ubiquitin-dependent protein catabolic process. The transcript is spliced from 3 exons. Gene Ontology annotation, cellular component: proteasome core complex, alpha-subunit complex; nucleus; proteasome core complex. NCBI's taxonomy places the organism in Eukaryota, Fungi, Ascomycota, Dothideomycetes, Mycosphaerellales, Teratosphaeriaceae. The record is from RefSeq and is a predicted model, not a curated record. The coding region runs from base 1 to 879 and encodes 292 amino acids.